Molecule: messenger RNA, 2977 nt
Organism: Carassius carassius (crucian carp)
Lineage: Eukaryota; Metazoa; Chordata; Actinopteri; Cypriniformes; Cyprinidae
Product: MORC family CW-type zinc finger protein 3-like
Exons: 17
Coding region: 85-2808 (907 amino acids)
Cellular component (GO): nucleus; nucleoplasm
Molecular function (GO): zinc ion binding; ATP hydrolysis activity
Source: RefSeq, a predicted model, not a curated record
ACACACACACACACAAACUGAAGGAGGAAGAAUAAACCAUCUGCAUGCAUCUCUUUUCAUCUGACGUGUGUUUCAACACUCGUGAUGGCGAGACUGAGCGAACACGGGAUCCGGCUGAGCUCUAUGAGCCCGUCGUACCUGGAGAGCAACUCCACCAGUCACACAUGGCCCUUCAGUGCGGUCGCGGAACUCAUCGAUAAUGCAUCUGACCCAGGCGUCACAGCCAAGAAUAUCUGGAUUGAUGUUGUGACGGUCAGAGAACAAUUGUGCCUCAGUUUUAUGGACAACGGGAGUGGUAUGACGCCCAACAAACUGCACAAAAUGCUCAGCUUUGGAUUCACAGAGAAAGGCUCCAGUAAAAGCAGUCAUCAGCCCAUUGGCGUGUAUGGAAACGGGUUUAAGUCAGGUUCGAUGCGCCUGGGCCGUGAUGCUCUGAUCUUCACAAAAAAUGGCGGCUGUCAGAGCGUGGGCAUGUUGUCUCAAAGCUUCUUACAGGCUAUUAAAGCUCAGGCUGUGAUCGUACCCAUUGCCCCAUUCAACCAACAGACCAAGACGUUGGUGGUAACGGAGGAUUCAGAGGCAAGUCUGAGAGCCAUCCUGAAAUAUUCUCUCUUCCAGAGCAUCUCUGAGUUACAAGAGCAGUUGGACUCCAUUCAGGGCAAAAAAGGAACCAAGAUCCUCAUCUGGAACAUCCGCAGAAAUAAAGAUGGAAAGCCGGAGUUUGACUUCGAUACAGAUGCAGAAGACAUCCGUCUGCCGGAGAUCAGAUCAGAAGAGACACAGGCAAAAUGGAGGAGAGAUUAUUACAAGCAACGCAGAGACAGUAACGACGUCCCUGAGAUGGAGUUUUCUCUCAGAGCCUAUCUCAGUAUCCUUUACCUGAAGCCCAGGAUUCAGAUCAUUUUGAGACAGAAGAAAGUCCAGACAAAGCUGAUUGCCAAGAGUUUGUCCAUGAUUGAGAACGACGUCUAUAAACCUCAGUUCAUCAAUGAGAGAGUGAAGAUAACUUUUGGAUUCAACCAGAAAAAUAAGGAGCACUAUGGAAUUAUGAUGUACCAUAAAAACAGACUGAUAAAGGCCCAUCAGAAAGUUGGCUGCCAAAUCAAGUUGUCAGGUCAAAGGUCAGGGGUCGGGGUCAUCGGAGUAAUUGAGUGUAACUUCCUCAAGCCUGCUCAUAACAAGCAGGAUUUUGAGUACACCAAAGAGUACAGACUCACGCUAGCUGCUCUUGGUCUCAAACUGAAUGACUACUGGCGUGAAAAGAAGGAAAAGAAAGCGAAAGAAAGAGCAUUUCAAGCCUUAGAGAGGAAAAGCAAAGAUGGAGAUACUGAGGAAACAGAGGAAGAGGAUGAUGAAGAGGAGGAAGAGGAGGAGGAGGAAGAAGAAGUGGACGUGACGUGGAUUCAGUGUGAGGACUGUUUGAAAUGGAGAGGAAUCAACACUCUCCUGUUUGCUGGAAGCGUUCCCGAUCCGUUCAGAUGCUGCCUGCACCCGAUACCAUGCUUACAGAGCUGUUUGUUACCAGAGGAUACGGAUGAAAAUGCUGAAGUUAAAACACCCAGCUAUGAAAAAACACUCAAAAAACAGGAACACGCCACAACCAAGAGAAGAGGAAGAUCUCUUGAGAUGAGUAAAAGCCCAGUGCGUCCUCUCUGUCGAGGACUAUCUGAACCAGCAUCAGAGAGCAAGCAGGAUGAGGUCAACGUUAUAAUGACGACAGAUACACAGGAUGAAGGUGAGGAUGGAUUCAGAGUCGCUGUCACAGAAGAGGAAGAGUCUUCACCCUCCCCAAGAAAAAGAAGGAAAGAAACAUGCUCAGAUAUUGAAAAGGGUACUAAGUCCCCAAACCAUGCUGAAGCUCCAGACCUCCAAUCCGAGGGAGAAACCGAAACAAUGGACAAAAUGCAUGAAGGAUCGGAGACAAACACCAGCACAUCACCAGCAGCAGAUCCGGUGACUCAGGAGGACAGUAUUCAGCCAGAGGCCACGGUACUUGAGGGCUCCGUUGAGCACCAGACUUCUCAGGGGCCACAGAUGGCCAAAGAUCAGCCAAGGAUUCCCCCUCACCCUCUCACACCACACGCCUCCACAACCAUGGCUCAGACAGUGGUCGUCACUCCUCUCAGCCGGCCGGGAUUUCAGCCGGUGUCCCCAUUGUUGGCAGACGGGUCGGACCGGGCGGCUCUUGCUCAGAGACUAGCUCAGCUGGAGCGGGAAGCCAAGCGGCUAAAAAGAAUUCUGGGCAUCCGUGAGCUGGAGGUUGCCAUGGCAACAGAGGCAGAAGGGGGCGGGCCUUCUGAUGUCACCAUGGUUGAUUCAGUGUCAUGUGAGCAAAAUACGGAAAGACUGAACCCAAUGUCAAUUGAAUCAAGGAGGGAAGAGCUUUCUGUUUGUCAGAAAUCAGAGGAACAGGCAAACCGGCCACCAUCCAGUUCAUCCCCCAUCCAGCAGGAGGCAAAAACAUGUCCGAAAGACGAGCUGUACUGGAGUAAGACAUUAGUCAAACUCCAGAGUGAGAACCAGAUGCUGCUAACUGAUAUGAACGAGCUGAGAACAGAGAGAGACCAACUGCUGAACCAAGUGAGACAGACAGAGAGAGACAAUCAAGACAGGAGAGACCAGAGCACCAACACACCCAACCUCACUUACAACAGCAGUGUGACGCUGGAGAGGUUGCGGUCUAUCCGUCAGAAUGUGGUUGCAUUGUUGUCUUCCAUCCUACCGAGCCUGGAUAUGCAGGGAAUCAGCUACGACACGACUGAUGUAGACAGCAUCCUAGAGCAGAUCAUACAGGCCAACAACCUGUGAUCCUUCAGCCGCAUUACUGAGCAAUGGCUGCCUUAUCACACACAAGCAUUUGGUAUCAACAUAUAACAAAAUUCAUCUGAAACCAUACAGAAGGCAGAAGUUUGAAGGACAGAUUUAAGACUGCAAAAUUGGUGCAUGGAAAUAACAACAUUAAAAAGGUCUUUUUUUU